Molecule: messenger RNA, 5855 nt
Organism: Equus quagga
Lineage: Eukaryota; Metazoa; Chordata; Mammalia; Perissodactyla; Equidae
Gene: PIGV
Product: phosphatidylinositol glycan anchor biosynthesis class V
Exons: 5
Coding region: 705-2195 (496 amino acids)
Biological process (GO): GPI anchor biosynthetic process
Cellular component (GO): mannosyltransferase complex; endoplasmic reticulum membrane
Molecular function (GO): alpha-1,6-mannosyltransferase activity; GPI mannosyltransferase activity
Source: RefSeq, a predicted model, not a curated record
GCCCCGCCUGGGAGGUCGAGCCCGGCCGGCGCUGAGGACCCGGCGCCUGCCUGGGGUCUCUGGAGUUCUGGGGGGAAGGGAGUUGUCAAACGGAGGCCGAGGGAGCUGAGGCGGAGGCCGCCGAGAAGCGGGGAGCCCCGCCCCUCCGCCAUAGCGGCCUCCCGGUGCCGCCUCUUCCUUUCCAGCCUCCCGCCCUCCCCUGCCUUCCGGUCUUGGGGCCCGGCCGGGCCUCGCCGGCCCCUCGGGGUAGCCCCUGGGCUGUGGAGGAGAUGCCGGAUCCCCGCUUGGGACUGUGUCCGGAAGGAGCGGGCUAGAGCGCCUUCGGACCCGGCUGGGCUCGCAGAAUGCGGCCUCUGGCCCUGAGGACCCUGGGUCAGAGCGACUUCCCCACCCCACAGAGGGUGUUAAUCUGACCCGCAGGGACCAGGGCUCCCAUUCAACAGGCUUCCUGUGUCCUCAGAUAGGGCCCUCCCUGCCCUAAGCAUCCCCAGCAAGAGCAUGCCCCGUCGUUGGACCAGUACCGGCUGACCUGGGUUGUAGUCCUGGCUCUGCCCCGGGCUACCAGUCUCCUGUGGUCGCUGGGGCUAGAGCUUGACUCUGGAGAGAGGAAAGGAAGAGUGGAAGCCUGGUGAAGAGGCAGAGUUUAGAGACCUGAGGGAACUCAGCCCUAGCAGUGACACCACUGAACUCCUGGUGGUCAGAGGAUGUGGCCCCUGGACCCAUCCCAGAAAGAGGUGCUGAGGUUUGCGAUCAGCUGCCGUGUCCUCACUCUGGUGCUGCAGGCUCUCUUCAAUGCCAUCAUCCCAGAUCACCAUGCAGAAGCCUUCUCUCCUCCUCGCCUCGCCCCCUCAGGCUCUGUGGACCAACUAGUGGAAGGUCUUCUGGGUGGCCUGUCGCACUGGGAUGCUGAACACUUCCUGUUCAUUGCUGAACAUGGCUACUUGUAUGAGCACAACUUUGCUUUCUUCCCUGGUUUCCCCCUGGCCCUGUUGGUGGGGACUGAACUGCUGAGACCUCUGCAGGGGUUACUGAGCCUACGGAGUUGCCUCUUAAUCUCAGUAGCAUUGCUCAAUUCCUUGUUCUCCGUGCUGGCUGCAGUCGCACUGCAUGACCUGGGCUGUCUGGUUUUGCACUGUCCUCGCCAGGCCUUCUACGGAGCGCUUCUCUUCUGCCUCAGCCCCGCCAAUGUCUUCCUGGCGGCUGGUUAUUCAGAAGCUUUGUUUGCCCUCCUCACAUUCAGUGCCAUGGGACAGCUGGAAAGGGGCCGAAGCUGCACUAGUGGACUCCUCUUUGCCCUUACCACUGCUGUACGCUCCAACGGACUGGUCAACAUUGGCUUCCUCGUCCAUUCUCAGUGCCGGGGCUUUUUCUCUUCUCUCAUGGUACUGAAUCCUCUGAGACAGUUCUUGAAGCUAAUGGGCUCUGUGUUCCUUUCAGUGCUUGCACUUGGCCUUCCCUUUGCCCUCUUUCAGUAUUACGCCUAUACCCAGUUCUGUCUGCCAGGCUCAGCCCACCCCAUCCCUAAGCCCCUGCUGCAGUUAGCUGUGGACAAGGGCUACCGGACCGUGGGGACUGUGGAGGGAAAAGAGCCACCUUGGUGCUCCUGGAGUCUUCCCCUAAUAUACAGCUACAUCCAGGAUAUCUACUGGAAUGUUGGUUUUUUGAGAUACUAUGAACUCAAGCAGCUGCCCAAUUUUCUCCUGGCUACACCAGUGGCUAUAUUGGUUGCCUGGGCUACUUGGACAUAUGUGACAACUUACCCUUGGCUCUGCCUUACACUUGGGUUGCAAAGGAGCAAGAACAAUAAGACCCUAGAGAAGCCUGAUCCUGGAUUCUUCAGUCCUCGGGUGUUCGUGUACCUGGUCCAUGCUGCAGCACUGCUGCUGUUUGGCAGUCUGUGCAUGCAUGUUCAGGUUCUCACCAGGUUUUUGGGCUCUUCCACUCCUAUUGUGUACUGGUUUCCAGCUCACUUGCUCCAGGAUCAAGAGCCGCUGCUGAGAUCCCUAGAGACUGUACCGUGGAAGCCUCAUGCAGGGGACCCCCCACCAGGACAAAAGGUCCCCAGAAAUUCUAUUAUGGGACUUUUGUGCAACUGGAAAACCUGUUCUCUACUCACACGAUGCAUUCUAGGCUACUUCCUGACUUAUUGGCUCCUGGGACUACUCCUACACUGCAACUUCCUGCCUUGGACAUGACCUGGAGUCUCAUGGGAUAGCUUGAACCAGGCUUAAGCAGAGGUCUGAAAGUGCAAAUACCCACUGGGACUGCCUGCGCUGCCCUGGUAUCCUUACUCUGUCCGUUAGAACCUCUCUCUCUCUCUUUGGAGCUUGGUUAGGAAUGGGAGAAGUGUGAGCCACUAGAGAGCCCUUUCUGGUCCUGGCUGUGGCAAAUUUUAGGGUAGUAACUAUUUUCUCUGUAAGUGAAGAAAUCUUAUUCCAAGUCUAAAGUACACCUGGAGCUGUCUUGUCAACCAAGCAUAGCAGAAAUAGUCUUAAACUUACCCCUGACCCACAUGUAAAUUUAAAUGUAAAUUAUUUAAGUGGAAAUUUCAUGAAAGGCUCUAGCUGACAGGCUGGUCCUAGUCCACACUCAAUGUCAGAGGCCUGAGCAGUGCGGCAGCAGCACUAAGUACCCUCGUUUCUAAAGGGGACAUUUCUGAAGAUUUUUUUCAUAAUUUGUUCAUUUGUUUAUAUGAAAAAUCUUACAAAGGUAUGCAAAUUAAACAACUUUAGGUUGGACAUGCAAUGAAUUACCUUUUUAAAAAUAAUACAAAUUGCUUGUGUGGAAAAAGUCAUGAUAAGAAGAACAUUGCAGGAGGAGGCAGGAAACCUGGAUUCUAGUCCUCUUGGUAAAACCCUGCUUACCAGCUGUGUGACUUAGGAGAGCUUUCAGAGCCUUCGUUACCUCUUCUGAAACUAGGGGAAAUGAUAUUUUUCCACUGGGAAGUGGGGAGGUGAACCAUAUAAUCUCUUGUUGGUCCUUCCCUGCUCUAAGAUCUUAAGAGCUGCCUUAAACAAUAGAAUCAUCCCAGUCUAAACACUUAUGUAGAGGCUCAAACACGUGAUUUUAGGAGAAACUAUCCAGUUCCCCUGCUUUCAGCACUGAGAAAACUCACUCCCUCCUCAGGUGCAACUCUGAGGAGUAACUUCAGUGACUUUUCCUUUGAAUGAGGGAAAGCAGUGACACCUGGCAAAUAAGGCUCCUUGUCCUGCAUAAGUAAACCUGUGCUGGGCAGCUAAAUGGUCAUAGCAGGGAUUGGGUUUCCUGCUGUGCCCUGGUAUCUGUGCUUGCUGAAUUGGUACACAUGGGUCAGAGGAGCCAACCUGGCAGCAUGAAUUGAUAAAUUGUAGAUAAGUCCAGUGUUGAAUGAAAUGGUAUCUUCCUGGCCCCCAUUUGGUUAUGAGCCCAUCACUGUAAAGGGAGUAAGAUCAUUCAGCUAUUUUUGCUCAUUCUUUGAGCCAGGUCAGAGGUUCUGCAUCAUUGCCACUCAUUCCCCAUUUGAGCCAAAAAUUCCAAGAAGCAGAAACUUCAAAAUAGAUGGGUCAUCAUAAGCAGCGUCUGGAGAGCCCUGAGAAUGGGAAUUUUGACACGCUCCCUCUGACCAUGACAGAAAGCUACACUUGCCAGCUGAAGGGAAGCUCCUGGCUGAGCCCCAGCACCCUCUGUUGGAGCCUCUAGUCAGUCUGGCCAGUAAGCAUUUCCCAUCCAUCGUCCCAGCUUUAGCACAGCUGAGAGAAUUUGAUCCAGAGUCAAAUGCUUCUGAAAAUGUACACACAGAUCAGGGCAGCCCUCUGCCUUCUGCCAAGACACCCGAGUGCCCUUCUUGGCAAAAGAUAAUCACCCCUGCCCUAGUGUCCCUCCAGUUGGCAGAAACUGUCCCCUCCCUCCUCACCAACAGCUGCAAAUCCAGGGACUUCCACCUCGUGUGCAGGAAGAGUUGAGGUCCUGUUUCAGCUCUUUAUUGCAGAGGCAGGAGCCCUAGUUCUUUGCUCUCAUGGCUUCUCUUUGCCUCUUUUUGGGGAAUAAUCAGGAUUGAUUGUUCCCCUACUGGAGGAGGUGACUCAGACUCCACAGGGGAUUUCACUGCUCUGGCCAUCUUAGCUUAACCUUCACACUAGAUCUCAUCACCCCCAGAAACAAGUGAUUUCAAGGACCAGAAACCCUAUAAAUGGGAAUCCCAUCCUUUCACUUAAUACCAAGGAACUAAAUCACUCUGGUAUUCUGCAAAGACUAUUCUGGUUACAGUCGAUCAUAGAGGAGGUAACAGAGGACCCCAGCUAGUGGACAGAACUAGUGUAACCCAGAGAUGGACACAGUUCUCUCUCUGACCUUGGGGAGCUAGUUGCUCUUCUCUAAGGAGCUAAGGAAUGGGCUGAUUUUAUGGCCAGCAGCUGUCCUUUUACCAUCCUAUUAAGAGUCUUUAAUAGUCUGGGAGAGGACAUGAAGGGCCCAAGGCAGGAAGCUUCCUGUUUACCCUGAGGUCUAACAAUGCUGCAGCUGGGUUGGGCGUCUACAAUUUCAGAGAAAAGUCAUUUCCUUCUAAGACCCAGCUAAAAACAGAAACCAGACGCUUCGUAUACCUAGAAGUAGACGCUUUCUUGUUCUUUAAUGAAGGCGGGAGGAGAGGGAGUAUUUGACAUGUCUUUACCAGUCCCCCUGGAAAAAAAAUCACUUCUUUUCUUGAACAGACCCUCUCACCUUCAUCUAAAAAUGUAGUGCCGGCUCCAGGGAUUUGAAAUUGAUUGAUUCUUUCAGUAAUUGUUUAUUAAUGCCUACUGUAGGGGCCUAAAGAUGACUCCCUGUGCCUCCUAUUCUCAAAUAACUAAUAGAGUUGCUAGCAGAAACAGAAACAUUAAUCAAGAUAGAAACUGAUAAAUUCUGGGGAAUGAAGGGAUAUUUAAACUCCAGGCUCUCUAUCUCUCUGCUUGGACUUAUUAUGAUGAGGAUGAAUUAAAGUUGUAUGUUUAGGAAAAGGUAAGUGAGGUACAUAGUAAGUACUCUGUAAAUUCGCACGAGGUGGAGAUCCCUUCCAGUGUGGAAUACCUGAAAAGACUUCAUGGGGAAAUGGCCUUUGAAGGACAGACAGGUAGGAUUUGAAAGUUAAGAGCAGAGAAUCAGUAUAGGAAGCAGCAAAUGGAAGAGCAAAAGGAGAGCACAGUUUGAGUAGAACUGGGGAAUUGUCGUUAUUGAGAUCUAGGUCUUGAAAUAAUCCCAAGUCCAGCUCUACUGUGUGCUAUCUGUGCAGAUGUGAGCUAGAUACUGAAUCUCUAAGCCUCAGUUUACUUAUCUGUAAAAUGUAGAUGACAUUACCUACCCAUAGAUAUGAAUAACAUUGUCUAUCUCAUAGAGUUGUUGCGGGAAUUAAAUGAAAAGUGGUUAGAACAGUACUAACAAGGGAAGAGCUGCGUUUUAGACAUGUUGAGUUUACGAUGCCAUCAGCACGUUCACAUGCCAGGAAAUACGGAACUGGAGACAAGGAGAGAGGUCAGGGAGCCAUCCACACGGACAGGAUAAUGAUAGCAGCUGCGAUAUCAGAUAGGAUUGUCCAAAGGAACAGUGUGGAGAGAGAACGAGGGCCUGUCAGACCUUGGACAAGUGACUCAACUUCUCUAAACCUGUUUUCUCCUCUCUAAAAUGGGAGUGAUAGCAUCUACCACACAGAGUAGCUAUGAGCAUGAAACGAGACGCUAGAUAAAGCACCAGCACGGCACCUGGCACAGAGUAAGAACUUCAGGAAUGGGAGCUAUGUUAUUAUCAUUAUCAUGAUCGUUAUCAUUAAAGGAUUAGAGGGGCUGGCCCGGUGGCCCAGCGGUUAAGCGCGCACAUCCUGCUUCUCAGCGGCCCGGGGGGUUCGC